AUGUUUCUACUAUCAACUAUUAACUGGCCUAUUGCUGUAGUUGUAUGUGUAUCAAUUGGUCUUGCUGGUGUACUUGUACUUUAUCUUAUUGUACGUAUUCGUUCAAAUCAUCGACAACAUAAUCCCAAUACAAAUAUUGGUGAUGAUAUACAUUCACAAAUGGAAUGGGAAGAUGAUAUUGGACUUAAUAUUAUUGUUAAUCCAUUAGAUGAAACUAAAAAGCCUGUUCAAUCAAUAAAUAUGCAAAAUAUAGAACAAACAAUGAAUCAAUAUCCAGAUGAAAGUUCGGACGAUGAAGGUGUAGAAUAUGAAAAUGAUAAUAAUAAUCAUCAUGAAUAUUCAUCUGAAGAUGAUGAUGAUUAUGAAAAUAAACGAAUACGUUCAAACAAACAUAAGCAUCAAUUAGAAUGGGAUGAUGCAGCUAUUGAAUAUGGACCAAAAAAAGUUUGA
Messenger RNA from Rotaria sordida, 450 nucleotides. NCBI's taxonomy places the organism in Eukaryota, Metazoa, Rotifera, Eurotatoria, Philodinida, Philodinidae. The record is from the annotation of a GenBank genome assembly.